This is a messenger RNA of Pyrenophora tritici-repentis Pt-1C-BFP, 2310 nucleotides long. RefSeq names its product DUF1421 multi-domain protein. Gene Ontology annotation, molecular function: calcium ion binding; calcium-dependent phospholipid binding. Lineage: Eukaryota; Fungi; Ascomycota; Dothideomycetes; Pleosporales; Pleosporaceae. The record is from RefSeq and is a predicted model, not a curated record. Gene Ontology annotation, cellular component: cytoplasm.
AUGUCAUUGCGACCAGACGAAGGUUCAAGACGGUCGCGGUCCAAAUCGCCUGGGCGCGGUCGCGAACGUGAUCGCUCACGCAGCCACAACGGGCGAGAGCCUCAGCGAUACGGUGCAGCUGACGGUGCAGGACCCCCGCAGUAUGAAAUCAGGCAGCCAGGUAAUCAAUAUGCGACAUCAACGAGCGCGCCCAUUACUAUGGGCAACUACAAUGACCUCCCGCCUCACGAACGUCCAGGUUAUCACCCCCAGACGGCAUCCUUUGCGCAUCCCUCUACCACAGCAGCGCCCUCGACGGGUAUCGCAUAUGCCCAACCCGGAAAUGUGCAGUAUGCGCCGACCACAAACAACUUCGCCUACACGGCAGCGCCAGCCUCCCAAAGCGCGUAUACAAGAUCGCACCCGAGGACACCGUCUGCGACAAGUGGUAGCUUCCAAUAUGCAAACCCACCCGCAAACAUUACCUACACGGCGAAGCCCGCCACUAGCAACCAGCCGCCCGCUGUGCGACACAAUACUCAGCCCAUGAGCCCCUCAUACUCUUCGCCGCCGCAGUCACAAUACUCGAAUACGUCGCAGACACCCUCAUCGCAGCAAUCGCAAUACUCAGCCAUGCCACAGGCGCCUCCAUCGCAAUCGCAGUAUGCAGCCAUGCCGCAAGCUCCCCCUCCACCGCAAGCUGCCCAGCACGCGUACCCCCCUCCGCCAAUGGGCCAACAUUCGCCGCGCCCCGAGCACCGUCGCGCGGCUUCGCAUGACGGCCGUAAUGUGGUAGAAUUGCGUCCCCAAGGCAACUAUGGCCGACCCGAUAAGCCUGAAGAAUUGCGUCCACAAGGCAACUAUGGUCGACCUGAUAGGCCUGAAGAAUUGCGCAUGGACAGGCUGUCUGUGAGCGGAAACAGGCCUGAUCUGCGCAUGAUUGUACCCGGAGGCAUGCCUGGAGGUUUCCCCGGUGGACUACCACCACCAAGUCCUUUGCUCGAAGCUUACCAUGGCACUUAUCAAUCGCUCAGCCCUAUGCCGCAGUCCCUUAUGCUAGACGAUGACGACCUCAAUCAUCUGCCCACUCUCGAGACCCUUUCUCCUCGAGAUACUCUUUCGCCCCGGGACACACUCGCUCCCAGAGCUUCCAGUCAUUCGCGGUCUUCUAGCAAGGGUAGGCAUGUUCGCCGUCGUACCCGUUCGACCUCGCGACGACCUUCAAGCCCACCGUCGCAUUUUAACCGUACCGAUAAGCUAGCUGUGGCGACAUAUGAUUAUGGAGACCGCCUCCCUGAGAAAGAGAAGCGGAGAGUGCGCAUAUAUGAUGCGACCGAAGACGCGCUUGCGCUUACCAGUGCCAUGGCUGGCACGCCUGAUGCGGGUACAAUAAUUGAUAUCAUCCCAGCUCUGUCGCAUGACCAAAUGCUCGAGCUGAGAACUGAGUACAAGCGGCAUUUCAAGUUACAGGGUCGGGGAGUCAAUAUUGCGAAACACAUCAAGAUGAAAAUUCCUGGUAGUUUUGGCAAGAUUGCCUACAUCACAGCUCUAGGCAAGUACGAAAGCGAGGGUUAUUGGGCAAACUACUGGUACCAGUCCAACUCGGCUCGUCGCGAGCUCCUCAUCGAAGCCCUCAUGGGUCGCCAGAACCAUGAGAUCCGCGAGAUCAAGGAUUCUUUCAAGGACAAGCGUUAUGGCGACUCGCUCACGCGCUGCAUGGACAAGGAGCUCAAGGCCGACAAGUUCCGCAAGGCGGUCUUGUGGGCGCUCGAAGGCCAGCGGCAGGAAGAGAGCGAUGUCUGGCCACCUGAAAAGCGCGAUCGCGACGUUGAUACGCUGUACAGGGCAAUCCGAGCCAGAGAGGGCGGCGAAUCAGACAUGUUGGAAAUUGUUGUGACGCGAAGCGAUGCGCACUUGCGAGACGUGCUGAGAACGUACGAACGGUAUUACCAAGGUAAUUUUGCGCGAGAUGCGCUGAAGAAGAGUAACAAUCUUGUUGGAGAGGUUAUUGCACAUAUCCUCAAUGGCGUCAUUAACCGCCCAGCGAGAGACGCUAUGCUCUUGAACCACGCACUGGUCGAUCUCAUCGAACCCGCCAGCGACCCCCGCUCCUCCGGACGUUUAUCCGCCACGAGCAAGCACGAACGCCAGCAAAGAGUCGAAUUGCUCAUCUCCCGCCUUGUGCGCUUACAUUGGGACCGUCUGCAUUUCUCAAGGGUGCAGACAGAGUACGACGAAAAGUAUGGGCGUGUGGUGGAAGAAGACAUUGAGGAGGCUACAAAGGGUGAUUUCCGAGAAUUUUGUCUGGCUAUUUGUCAGGCGGGGAGGUAG